Somion occarium is the source of this 1668-nucleotide messenger RNA. The record is from the annotation of a GenBank genome assembly. NCBI's taxonomy places the organism in Eukaryota, Fungi, Basidiomycota, Agaricomycetes, Polyporales, Cerrenaceae.
AUCACGAAUGGGUGACGUCAGAUCAUUAUGAUUUAUUAUUGACCGGGAAGUCAAAAUCACUUCGAUCUUUGUCUUUCUUUUUCUCUUCCCUGACAUAUUGAUAACAUAUCGAGUCUGCUGCCUGCGAUGCUCCAUGCAGGCGGUGCCCUCUCGGGGCAGGGCCCAGAUAUGGCGUACCCGAUCCAUUGACGACACCUGUCGGCAUUACAAACCUGCAUCAAUUAGCUGUCGUCUGGAAAACCUCACCUUUGCUCCGAUAACAGUCGUUCUUUCCAAUUUCAGAGGAUUCUCUGUAAGCAUUGCUCUCUUGCUAAUCACUGCUCCUUUGAUCAAUCAGCACGGUCUCCCCUAGCCUGGGCAAUCAUCAGAUAUAUAUAUUCAAGCUCUUGGGUGACCCGUUAAACCAGAUCGUACUCCUGUAUUGAAGCUUCAGGAAACAUGUCCAUUCCGACCGGCCAGAAAGCCCUUCUGCUGCCUUCAAAGCAAGGGGAAUUUGUCGUCGAUACAGUCGAUGUCCCCAAUCCCGACGCCGGAGAAGUCUUAGUUCGCAUUGAAGCUGCGUCGUUGAGUCACCUUGAAUUGCUGAUGCAACGGACCGGAAUAUACAUCACAAGCUAUCCCGCCAUUCUCGGCUUGGAUGCUGCUGGAGUCGUUGUAGCUGUUGGGGAUGAAGUGGAGAAUGUAUCACUGGGCGACAGAGUGUUGUUUGUUGCCAACUUCAAUCUUGCAAACCGCUUUGCUGCUCAACAGCAGUAUGCCGUUAUGAAAGCCAAUUUAACUUCCAAGAUUCCUCCGAACAUCACGUUUGACGAAGCUGCGACCUUACCAUGCAACCUAACAACCGCCGUCAAUGGGUUAUAUAGUUCUGUUGCUUUUGUGGCUGGUGGCAUCCAGAGAGGUGGUGCAAACCUGACACCUUUCUGGAAAGAGGGAGGGCGCGGCAAGUACGCCGCUCAGCCGAUCGUCAUUCUCGGAGGAUCGUCAUCUGUGGGUCAAUAUGCGAUUCAGCUCGCUCGAAUAUCCGGAUUCUCUCCAAUCAUAACUACAGCAUCUCCUAAGAAUGCUGACUUUGUGACGUCCUUCGGAGCGACGCAUGUCCUCGACCGCAAUCUUUCCCGCGAGGUUCUCAUUGCCAAGAUCAGGGAGAUUACAUCGCAGCCUGUUCAUCUAGUUUAUGACGCAGUUUCGUUUCCCGAGACUCAGAACGUGGCUUACGACAUCCUCGCUCCUGGAGGAACUCUGAUCGUUGUUGUGCGCCCCGCCAUCGAUCAAGCGAAGUUGACUGUAGAUAAAUCCGUCUACGUGGUAUUUGGAAGCCCACAUAUUCCUGAGUAUGCAGAUUUCGACGCAGAAAUCUAUCGCAUAUUACCCGAGUUGCUGUCUUCUGGUGAAAUCAAGCCGAACAUUCCGGAAGUUGUACCUGGAGGUCUCUCCGGCAUUCCAGGUGGUUUGGAGAGAUUAAAAAGGAAUGAAGUCAGCGCACGGAAGCUUGUUGUUCAUCCACCUGAGACGCUAUAAACGUAGAAGGGUCAUCGUUUGACGUCUCGGGGCGCGGUUUGUUGUCUGCUUCCAACUCGGGUUUCUUUAAGAGUUUACGACACCUGGAGUAGCAAACAAAUAUUAUUAGUAGACCAUUGUAAUUAAUACAUACAGUACUUUGGCCACGUC